Anopheles maculipalpis is the source of this 1185-nucleotide messenger RNA. Its product is annotated as stress-activated protein kinase JNK-like. The coding region runs from base 1 to 1185 and encodes 394 amino acids. The record is from RefSeq and is a predicted model, not a curated record. Gene Ontology annotation, cellular component: nucleus; cytoplasm. The transcript has 3 exons. Lineage: Eukaryota; Metazoa; Arthropoda; Insecta; Diptera; Culicidae. Gene Ontology annotation, molecular function: ATP binding; JUN kinase activity. Gene Ontology annotation, biological process: protein phosphorylation; JNK cascade.
AUGCAAUCUCAAGAAAACGGUGUAGAUCAGCAGCAAACCCUAGGCGGCGAUGUAAGCAGUAAUGUCCUCGAAGACUCGGCUAGCUGUUCGCCGUCAUAUGAAAUCCGUUUUGAUCUUCCGUCUCGUUUCCCGCACUCACACAUGGCACCAAUCGGGAUCGGUGUCCAGGGUGCCGUGUGUAGUGCAGUGGAUCUAAAAACGGGACGCCGGUUAGCAAUAAAGAAGCUGUCGCAACCAUUCCAAGACGUCACAUUCGCAAAGCGAUCGUACCGCGAGCUUAAGCUGAUGCGAUUAGUCGAUCAUCCUAAUAUUAUAAAGCUACUGUAUGCAUACACACCCCAGCAAACGUUGGAAACGUUCCGAGACGUGUACAUCUUCACCGAGCUGAUGGACAACAAUCUGCGAAAAGUGAUCGGCACCAAGCUAGACCACGAGCGUAUCUCCUUUCUCGUCUAUCAGAUGCUGUGCGGCAUCAAGUACCUGCAUGCGGCCGGUAUUAUCCACCGUGAUCUUAAGCCCUCGAACAUAGUCGUGUGUAGGAAUUGUAGCCUUAAGAUAUUGGACUUUGGACUGGCGCGAAGUAUCGACACCAGCUUCACGAUGACACAGUACGUCGUGACUCGCCACUACCGGGCACCGGAAAUCAUCCUCAACAUGGAGUACGAUACAAAGGUCGAUAUCUGGUCGAUUGGUUGUAUUAUGGCGGAAUUGAUUACGGGUAGAGUGUUGUUCCCUGGGACCGAUCACGUCGAUCAGUGGAUGCGCAUCAUACAGACUCUUGGUACACCGAGACCAGAAUUCAUCGCACGCACCACAACUGGCACACAGCGAUACAUUAGCAAUCAACCGAUAGUACAAGGACGGCCGUUUGAGGAACUCUUCCCGGACGAGGUGUUUGAUUUGGCAGUUUCGAUCAAUCAUCCACAGCUAACGAACGAUUCGGCGAGAGACUUUCUGCGCCGGAUGCUUGCGUUUGAUCCGAUGGAGCGGAUCUCUGUGGAGGAAGCGUUGGACCAUCCGUACAUUCACGUGUGGUACUACGAGGAGGAUGUUAAUCGACCACCACCCCAAACGUACGAUCAUUCGAUCGAUGCACAGGUGCUAACAGUGGAACAAUGGAAGAGGCUACUGUUCGCGGAGAUACAGGACAUUCAGCAGACGAUGUCGUUGGACGAGGGGGGUUGA